Molecule: messenger RNA, 1508 nt
Organism: Jaculus jaculus (lesser Egyptian jerboa)
Lineage: Eukaryota; Metazoa; Chordata; Mammalia; Rodentia; Dipodidae
Gene: Clul1
Product: clusterin like 1
Exons: 9
Coding region: 81-1508 (475 amino acids)
Source: RefSeq, a predicted model, not a curated record
AAGACAAAAAUGUAGUUACCUGAUUUUUUUUUUUUUUUUAAUGCCACAAAUACAGAAAUGACAAUGAGCUAGCAGGAGAAAUGAAUUCCUGGAAAGAGACAGGGCAAAGUACAAGAGAUCAAAUCCAGACCUUUGGUUAUGCUAGGAGCAGUGGGGACAUGAAGCCGCCACUCUUGGUGUUUAUUGCGCAUCUGCUGUGGUUCCGAGACUGUCACUGUGCACCUACUUGGAAGGACAAAACUGCCGUGCGCGGAAACCUGAAGGGUUUCUCAGGGGCGGGGGAGAUGGACGCCGGAGGAGAGGUGAAGAAGGCUUUGACUGGCAUUAAGCAGAUGAAAGUCAUGAUGGAGACAAAAGAGGAGGAACACGCGAGACUGAUGAAAACCUUGAAGAAGUGCAAAGCAGAAAAGCAGGAGGCCCUGAAACUUAUGAAUGAAGUUCAAGAACAUCUGGAGGAAGAAGAGAAGUUAUGCCAAGUUGCUUCUAUGGCUUCCUGGAACGAGUGCGCACCGUGCCUGCAAAGUAACUGCAUGAGGUUUCAUUCAACCUGCCAACCUGGUUCAUCCUCUGUGAAAAAUACGAUUGAACAGUUUUUCAAGAAAAUCUAUCAGUUUCUCUUUCCUCCUGGUGACGCUAUAGAUGAUCUCCCUGCCAGCGAAAAGCUCACAGAGGAAGAUUUACAAGUGACCCAGAUGGAGGAUGUGUUCAGCCAGCUGACUGUGGACGUGAAAUCUCUCUUCAACAGGACUCUUCAUGUCUUCGAACAGAUGCAGCAAGAAUUUGACCAGGCUUUUCAAUCAUAUUUCAUGUCGGAUUUAGACCUUACGGAGUCUCAUUUUUCUCCAGCGUUAUCCAAAGGGCCAAACAAAGAGGAUGAUGGACAGAGGUGGGGCAUUCCCAACUUCUUCCAGCUGUUUUGCAAUUUUAGUCUCUCCAUUUAUGGAAGAGUCCGUGAAACAGUUGCCAAGACGCUGAAUGCAAUGGGGGAAACGUGGAAACAAGACACAGGUUUGCACCAGGGAGUUCAGAAUUCAGAGAUGUCGCCUGAACAGGACAGAGGACUGUGUGAGGAACUUGGCCAGAAUGUAACUGGAUGUCUCAAAUUUCACAAAAGAUGCCAAAAAUGUCAGGAGUACCUGUCUGAAGACUGUCCUGAUGUCCCCGAACUCCACGUAGAACUCCACGAGGCCCUGCGAUUGGUCAACGUAUCCAGUCAGCAGUACGACCAGAUCGUCCAGAUGGCCCAGUAUCACCUGGAGGACACCGUGUAUCUGAUGGGGAAGAUGAGAGAGCAGUUUGGCUGGGUGGCUGAACUGGCAAGGCAGACUCGAAGAGCCCAGGACAUUUUUAAUUCAACGAAGCCAGUGCCAAGCCUGCGUGAAGGAAAUUCUUCCCCUGAUUUCACACCCAAGAUCCCGCGUCAAGAAACUGCUGAGGAUGCUAAUCCCAUGAACUAUGUGGUAGCGAAAGUUCUACAACAUUUUAAGGAACAUUUUAAAACUUGGUAA